Messenger RNA from Leptomonas pyrrhocoris, 1324 nucleotides. RefSeq lists its product as hypothetical. Gene Ontology annotation, molecular function: GTPase activity. The record is from RefSeq and is a predicted model, not a curated record. The coding region runs from base 290 to 1324 and encodes 344 amino acids. The transcript has a single exon. Gene Ontology annotation, cellular component: cytoplasm. NCBI's taxonomy places the organism in Eukaryota, Euglenozoa, Kinetoplastea, Trypanosomatida, Trypanosomatidae.
GUAAAAACAUGGAAGUUCAGGAAUUCAACACAAGUCUAAUGCGCUAACCGCAACGGUCGUCGUGGCUCAAGAUUUUUCCCCCUCUUUUCCGGGUUUUGUAUCGCGUUGAGGCUGCUCGCGCUGCCCCAAUUUCACACAAUUAACUCCCUUCUCCCCUCGGGUUCCUCGCUUCGGCUGUUCACUUGUCAAAUAAAAAAAGAAUCGUAAAGGACAAGAUUCAUCAUCAAUAAGAAUAAGAAGAAAGCAAAGUCGAAGGCUGUGCGAGAGCUGGCUUUUUGCUUUUGCUCCCAUGUUUGGCGAACUCAUCUGCGGCCCACCGGGCAGCGGCAAGACCACCUACUGCGAGGGCAAACGCCAAUUCCUCAGUGUGUACGACCCCACCCGACCGGUGGUGCUGCUGAACCUCGACCCGGCCAACGAGGACGUUUUCCCGUAUCCGUGCGACGUGGACAUCCGCGAGCUGGUAGACCACGGGCGUGUCAUGCAUGAGGAGCAUCUGGGCCCCAAUGGCACCUAUCUCUUCUGUGCCGCCGUCAUGCAGGCGAACGUGGACUGGGUGCUCGCGAAGGUAGAGGCGGCGGUGGAGCAACGGGUCCAUGAAGUGUUGACCACGGAGGUGAACACAACAUCAUCAGGGUCGUCGUCUACGGCACAUUAUCGUUCCGCUGCUGGCGGUGGUGGUGGCGGUCCGACGCUGCGUGCGCCGUACCUUCUCAUCGACUGUCCUGGACAGGUGGAGUUUUACCUUGAUGCGCAGGUCAUGCCCGCCAUCACACGGGCGCUGGCGAAGCGGCUGCAGUGUAGUCUGUGCACCGUGCACCUGGUUGACGCGGGGAUUGCCACGCGCGACGUGCCGACCUACGUCUCCUCGUGCGUGUUGUCGCUCACCACGAUGAUUGACCACGAGUUGCCGCACGUGAAUGUGCUGAGUAAGUGGGACACCGUGCCAGCUGGCGUUCUCGAGGACACCGACGAUGAGGGUGAGACGUUUCUGAACGCUUCCUCGUUGCUCUCUGAGAACUUCGAUCGGCUGUGGAAGCGGCAGCUACGGCGGCGGCUCCAGGAGCAUCGCAUGGCACAGCACUUCGUGACGAGCGCCUACCCGCUGCCACGACUAACACUGGAGGAGCGCGAGGAGGAUGCGAAGCUGGCGCAGCUCGACCUGCAAAAAGAGGGUGGGCGCAUUUACCGUUACACCCGGCUGCUGAUGGACGUGGUGGAAGGCUACGGCAUGGUGGGCUUUCUGCCGUUGGAUGUGCAGAGUCAAGAGAUGAUGCUGCGACUGACACAGGAGGUGGACAAUGCUGCCGGCAACUUCUUUUAA